ACACAAUUGAUUUACAAAUAAAUCAUAACAAUAUGGCAGUGAAGUCUACAAUAGCAAACGACGUGAGUGAGUUGAUUGGUAACACCCCAUUGGUAUAUCUCAAUAAUGUCGUGGAUGAUUGCGUUGCUCGUAUUGCUGCCAAAUUGGAAACCAUGGAACCCUGCUCUAGUGUCAAAGACAGGAUUGGUUAUAGUAUGAUUGUCGAUGCAGAGGCCAAGGGCCUCAUCACACCUGGACAGAGUGUCUUAAUUGAACCAACGAGUGGCAACACUGGCAUUGGAUUAGCCUUUAUGGCAGCAACUAAGGGCUACAAGCUUAUCAUUGCAAUGCCUGCUUCGAUGAGUAUCGAAAGAAGAACUAUUCUCCGAGCUUUCGGGGCUGAAUUGGUUCUUACUGAUCCUGCAAAGGGCAUGAGAGGAGCUGUUGCAAAGGCUGAAGAGUUAUUGGCCAAGACUCCUAAUGCCUAUAUGCUUCAGCAGUUUGAAAACCCUGCCAACCCAAAGGUACACUAUGAAACUACUGGACCAGAGAUUUGGAGAGGUACAGGAGAGAAAGUAGAUGCUCUAAUUGCUGGGAUUGGUACUGGUGGUACAAUAACAGGUGCAGGAAAGUUUCUUAAAGAGAAAAAUCCCAACAUAAAGCUUUAUGGAGUUGAACCACUCGAAAGUCCUGUUCUAUCUGGUGGGAAUCCUGGUCCACACAAGAUCCAAGGAAUGGGGGUUGGUUUUAUUCCUCGUGUUCUAGAACUCAAUCUUAUGGAUGAAAUAAUUCAAAUAUCAAGCGAGGAAGCGAUUGAAACUGCAAAGCUUAUUGCACUGAAAGAAGGUUUACUGGUAGGAAUAUCAUCAGGGGCCACAGCUGCGGCUGCAAUUAAGAUAGCAAAGAGGCCAGAAAACGCAGGGAAACUCAUUGUUGUCAUUUUUGCUAGCUUCGGAGAAAGAUACCUGUCUUCAGUACUGUUUGAUUCGGUCAAACGGGAAGCCGAAAGCCUGACUUAUGAGCCCUGAACUGAGUGGUGAAUUUAACUGUCUCAUUAAUAAUGAGUGAAUGUUCAGUUAUAAUCAGAGGAAGAAAAGAAAGAUGAAGGAUAAAGCGAGACAGAAAAAUAAUUAGAUGUACAAUAAGAGAUGCAGGAUCUCCCUUAGAACUAAAAAAUAAAGAUUUUCACUUUCUAUUUUUGGCUGUAAUUGAAAGAUGAUCAAUUUCUUAUGCAUGAUAUAAUAUUAUUCUCAAUUUAUGA
Messenger RNA from Humulus lupulus (European hop), 1240 nucleotides. RefSeq names its product cysteine synthase-like. Lineage: Eukaryota; Viridiplantae; Streptophyta; Magnoliopsida; Rosales; Cannabaceae. The transcript has 10 exons. Bases 33 to 1007 code for a protein of 324 amino acids. Gene Ontology annotation, molecular function: cysteine synthase activity. The record is from RefSeq and is a predicted model, not a curated record. Gene Ontology annotation, cellular component: cytoplasm.